Messenger RNA from Kluyveromyces marxianus DMKU3-1042, 1812 nucleotides. It is a transcript of the gene AIM21, whose product is annotated as Aim21p. NCBI's taxonomy places the organism in Eukaryota, Fungi, Ascomycota, Saccharomycetes, Saccharomycetales, Saccharomycetaceae. The record is from RefSeq and is a predicted model, not a curated record. The coding region runs from base 1 to 1812 and encodes 603 amino acids. The transcript has a single exon.
AUGACUCGUAUUAUCUUUCCCGGGCUUCAAGCUGAAGUUAAGGCGAAGCCUUGUGAAGGUUACACGUCCACACCAGGGGAAAGACAGCACACACGGCAAUACACGAGGUUACACGACGUCAGGUGUAGUCAAGAGGUAUACCAGGUGCCAGGAGAAAUAGAAUCAGGAGUUAUGGAAACGGAAUCCACGCCAAAGAUCCCAGAAAGACCGAGAAGAAGGGUGGAAGUGCCAGGAUCAGGACAGGUUCCCCUGGAGGCCGAGGUUCCCCAGGUUCCCCAGGUUCCCCAUGUUCCCAAGACGCGGCCCAAAAGAAGGGCUGGAGCAGCAGUAUCGCCUAGUCCAGGCCCAAGUGUUGGUUCUGAAGCAGAUCUUGAGUCGGAAACCAAGCCAAAUGCUGGGUUAGUGCCGGAGAAAUCGCCAGAAGAGCCAUCGCAGGAGCCAUCGCAGGAGCGAUCACAGGAGUCACAAGCCGAGAUUGAGCAAGAGAUUGAGGCAUUGAAGGGUGAGGAGCCAGAAUCCGAGCCUUCUGGUGAAAUUCCUGCGCCAAAGGAGUCGCAGUCGCCCAUUGAAAAGGAGACUCAGGAAUCUGGCUUGGAACCUUCCGUUGCUGAGGCCUCUGAGACGCCAGUGGAGAGUAAGCCUGAAGGAGUGUCUGAGAAAGUGUCUGAGGAAGUGUCUGAGGAAACACCAGAGGAAACGCCAGAGGAAGUUCCUGAGGAAUUGAGUCAAAGUUCUGAGCCGUUGAGAGAAGAAUUGAGCGAGCCUUCGGAGGUCCCGGUUCCAGAGCAGUCCGAGAAGCCUUCUUCUGAGAAGCCUUCUUCUGAGGAGGUCUCCUCUGAGAAAGCCUCCUCUGAGGAAUCUCCCAAGGAAUUGAGCACAUCCUCGGCAUCAGCCCCAGAGACUUCUAUCCCUGCUUUAGAUACAGUUAAUGAUGAACCUGUGAAGCCUGCUGAUGCCACCCCACAGAUUCCCCAUAUUCCUGCCCAACAGCCUUCUAGACCAUCCAAGAAACCGCCAAUUAGACCACCAAAACCGUCAUCCAAGAUCGCCGCGUUCCAGCAGAUGAUCCAGGAACAACAAAGACAAUUCCAAGGUGUUCCAGAACCAGAACCCCACGGAGAAGGUAAGAGCGCCCCAAAAAGCACCCCCAAAAACUUCCCCAAGCCUUUGCCUGGAAUGUUUGCCCUUCCAGGAAUGGCUAUGGGCCAGAUGAACCCUGCCCUGGCCAAGAAACUAGGCAUUGCAACUGAAGAUUCCCAAGAGAAGGAGUCCCAAAGUAUACCCGCCACACCUUCGAGGCCCAAAAGGUCCAAGGGUCCUGCCAAACGUUUGCCAAAGAACGUCUCAUCCAUCGAAAAGGUCGACGCAAAGAGCACUUUUGACGUGGGCGUCGUGAAAGCUUGGAGUGUGGUUGUCAAACCAACUCCUACCACUCAGGAGGAGCCCCAACUUCCAGAAGAAGCUCAAGAAGCUCAAGUAGAAUCCUCUCCAGUGCCAGAGGCGUCAGAACAGACUCCAGCGCCAGAGCCAGAAAUUGAUCAAUCAGAAUUAACAGCCCAAUCUACUGGAGAAAGUAUCCAAGACGUUUCAGAAUCCUUCCAUGACACUCUGGAAUCCCCUGAACAAGAACAAGAACAAGAACAAGUAAAUGUGGAUAACCCAUCUGAUCCAACUGCUUUUAUCCUUGACGAAUAUGACGAGGAUACAGAAGUCGAAAAUCCAUUAGAAUCCCAACAAAACGUGCCAGAAUCGAUACAAAUCAAUCAAGAGGAGGAACCCCACCCCGAACAACAUGAACCAACACUAUCCUAG